Messenger RNA from Cannabis sativa, 2008 nucleotides. RefSeq lists its product as uncharacterized. The transcript has 4 exons. Gene Ontology annotation, molecular function: DNA-3-methyladenine glycosylase activity. Gene Ontology annotation, biological process: base-excision repair. The coding region runs from base 703 to 1731 and encodes 342 amino acids. Lineage: Eukaryota; Viridiplantae; Streptophyta; Magnoliopsida; Rosales; Cannabaceae. The record is from RefSeq and is a predicted model, not a curated record.
AGUAUGAUGAAGACUUGUAAUUGUAUUUCCUAAAAUAAAUGGGGGCUCAUGUCAUGUAGUCAAAUUUACUUUAUUUGAGUGACUUCAUCAACCACAAGAUAGGGGUAAUAUCAAAUUAAAUUAUAAAGUAAUUUACAUAUGAUUAAACACCAAUUUAAGUAGCCAUAUUUUGUUUGUGUUGUGUACAAGCAAAAACAACCGAAGAAGUCUUCUCCAAUAACAAAAGCAAAUUAUCCCGAGUACCAAAGAUGAACACAUGUAAAGUAAAGUAGAGCAAUUUGAAUUAAGGUUUGGGGUUGGGGCAAACUCGGAAUUUGUGCCUAAAUACCAACGUUUACAUUGGAAACCAAAAACGGUAAAAAUCAACCUACACGCAAGCAGUGUCACCGGCUGUAACCGGUUACCUAACCCCAUUGGCCCAUUUUUUAAAUCUUCAUAAACCCGUUAGUUCUUUCGUCGUUUUGUGUCCCCUGUUUUUUCUUCUCUUCAAUAUAAACUCCACACUCACUCUCCUCUGUUCUCUGCUUCAAAACUCACCACUAAGCUUCUCUUUUACCCUUUUACCCCUAUUUCUCCUACACCAUUGGAUAUCAAAAGGUUAUUUAGGAAAUCUCAGUACUAAGUUCAAGAACCAGAGAAGUUAGGCCGAAGUGUUUGUCGAUUGAGAGAACUUUUAAGUUUCGAGAAAUUUAGAGAUUUUUCAUGGCAAUGUCUGUGGCAACUAAGCUUCAGUCGCCCAUUUGUGAGCCUCGAGCGAUUUUGGGACCCGGCGGUAACAGAGUUAGGGUUUCUGAGGACCCGAAACGCAAAGGAGAGGCCUUGAGAAAACCACAGAAAACGACGACAACGACAGUGACCAGAAAGCCGGUCACGGAAGUGCCGCAAACGGUUGUACGGAACAAUGCUUCGGUGGACAGUUCGUGCUCUUCGGAUUCUUCGUCGAGUGGAUCUUUGGUCAAAACAGUGAGUUCCAAGAAGACCCUGAGGCGUAAAGGGAUGAGGCCGGCGAAAAUUGUACCGGACAGCGUUGAAGUCGCCGGGACUACGUCACCGAAGAUUUUAGGUCCGCCUAAGCGGUGUGACUGGAUCACACCUAAUUCUGACCCAAUUUAUACUUUAUUCCACGAUAAAGAAUGGGGAGUUCCAGUCCACGAGGAUAACAAGUUGUUUGAAUUGCUUGUCUUUUCACAAGCUUUAGCAGAACUCACUUGGCCAGCAAUUUUAAAAAAGAGAGACUUGUUCAGGAAACUGUUUGAAGAUUUCGAUCCAUCAUCAGUAGCACAGUUUAGUGAGAAGAAGUUGUUGUCUUUAAAAGUUAACGGCUACUUAGUCUUAUCUGAACCGAAGCUUCGCGCCGUCGUGGAGAAUGCUAAGCAAGUGCUCAAGGUUCAGAAGGAGUUGGGUUCAUUCAGCAGUUAUUGCUGGGGCUUCGUGAACCACAAGCCAAUAAGGAAUGGAUUUCGCUAUGCUCGUCAAGUACCAGUCAAGUCACCUAAAGCAGAUCUCAUAAGCAAGGACAUGAUGCAGAGAGGGUUUCGUUGUGUGGGGCCAACAGUGAUUUACUCAUUCAUGCAAGUAGCUGGGAUAGUUAACGAUCACCUCUUAAAUUGUUUCAGACACGAGGAAUGCAACUUAAACGUGAAAAAGGAUUUGAAACCUAAAACUGAGGAGGAGCCAGAGAGACCAAGUGAUCAAGUUCUGGAGAAGAAGACAUGUUUAUCUGAUGACUGAAUCUCGACUGAGUUUUACUUUAGUUUCUUACUACUAAUCACACAUUUCCCACACGACUAGAAAAUGAUGAAAAGAGACGUUAGAUUUGUGCAGCUGUAGCUUUAGUUGUGUAUUAUUUACUUUUCCAUAUUUUAUUAAUUUGAAAACAAAUAUCCAUAAUUGUGUUUGAGUACAGCUUGUAGAGGUUUGUUUAAGCAGUACUGUUAAAAUUUGCUAAUUGUUAUGUUCCUCAUUUGGUGUUGUAUAAUAAAAUUUUAAUGUCAUGAAUUUUUCUUAA